AAGGUCGGAUUUAAAAAGAAAAAGUUAUUAUUGUCGUUGCUUUUUUUGGAGGGGGAAAGCGGAGUCAGAUUUAAAAAAGAAAGAGAAAUUUGGGUUAUAACUUGUUUAUGUUUUGAAUGGUAGUUAUUUGUAUUUGUUUUUAUUUAUGCUUAUUUUCGCGGUGUGAGAAGCCGUGUCGUGUACGUGUUUGUUUGUUUACUUUUGAAACUUACGUAACCAUUACGUUAUGUGAUCGAUAUUUUUGGAGUGAAAAUCACACGAAAACAAUGUAAAGGAAACAAAGCAAACUACACAUUACCAGAAAAUGAAAUAAUAAUAAUAAUAAUAAUAAUAAUAAUAAUAAUAAUAAUAAUAAUAAUAAUAAACUGAGGACCUCCCCCCCCCAAAAAAAAAAGAAAAUAACAAUAUUCCGUAGUGUUUUCACACCAAAGUGCCCUUCUGAACGAGCUGAAACGUGAUAAUGCGCCGUGUGUGUGUGAGAGAGACCUGCUUAACGGGAGAUUUUUGUGCCUACUUAUGUGAAUGUCGGGUCUGGGGGGCUCCGGUAGGGGAGUAGGUGAGGAGAGGCGGAGAGGAGGAGACCUCGGUACCCGCAUCACACGUUCCACGUCGCUGCUGCCAACGCCAUCAGAAACCACCACGUCGGUCGAAGCUCUUGCCGAUACUGCUGCUGCCGCCGUCGUAGCUGCCUCUGCUGUGACUGUCGUCGUCGCUCUAUCUACAGCUGCCGUCGCUGAUUUCGUCGCUGCUUCUGUCGCCGCCGCGUCUGCUGUGCGCUGUGACCAGGUGGGCCCAGGCAGCGCGUCGCCCGUGUCACCCUCCAGUGACUUUUCAGAUGGCGAAAGCGGCGAAGUCGUGGCGCAUCGUGGUACUGCUGGUGCUGGUGCUGUCUCCCGCCGUCCUCUCGUCGCCCAGCCCUCCGCCAAGGCCGUGCCCCACGCCCUCUCCCGCGGGCACUCCCGCUGAGCGCCAGGCCGCCCUCGACAACCCACACCUGAAGGAGCUCUUCCGCAGGUACGGCCAGGGGGACGUCCUCACCCCCGAGGGCCUGCACAAGCUCCUGCUCAGCCUCGGCCUCCAAUUCGAGGACAACAACGACCACCUCCAUCACACGCACGACCACCAGAACCUCCCCGGCGACUCCCUCGGCUUACCGACGACGAGGAAGGACGACCCGGAGGAGGAAGACCACUUCCACGACGACCACUACCACGCACACGAUGACCACGUGACCCACGACCAUAGCCCGGACGAGAAAAACCGGAGGCAGAAGGACCACCAGGCGGACAGCGACGGCCGCAAUCACGGCGAUGAGCCCAAACUAGACGGCAGGGCGGACGACCCGUACUCCACCGUCGUCGUCGUCGACCACCCGCGCAGCAACCACCUCGGCGACCCGCACGACCUCCUCGGCGGCCACAUCGACGACCGCUUCCACGACGACCAUCGCCACACCGAGGAUGGCCAUCUAGACAACAACCACCACCGGGACGGUCACGCGGCGUCGGACGACUCUCUCGCGCGCCGGUCGUCCCCGUCGUCGUCGUCGUCAAGAUCCGUGCACGAGAGCGACGCCUCGGGUCUCGCCGCCAGAGGUCGUGCCAGGUCAGGGCGGACGGGGACGCCACGCGACCAAGGCACUGCUAAUGCCACGAGUGACCCUCAAGCAUCGUCGCGUGUCAAUUCUUCUGCGCCUGCAUCCUCGACGCCCCUGCCUCCUGCCCCGUCUGCCGCUGCAACAGCUGAUCCUCUGACUAUUACCACGGUUACCACGCUAUCUCCAGCUUCCCCCAAGGUAAGGAGAUUUUUUUUUUCUUGAUGUGUAGGCGCGUUUUAUCAAGGGUUGUAAGAAAGUGGCAUAAACACGUCCGGUUUGGGAAGGAAUUGCGAAUGACCGCGUUGAAGUAAAACAAAAUGUAAAGAAAAAAAACUGAGAUGGAUACAAGAAAAUACAGACAUGCUAAUGUAAAAAAAAAAAAUGAAUAAUGCUUUGAAGUCGAACGAAGUCAGAGCGAACCGAAGGAAAAUAAAGUAAACGGUGAGAAAGGAACCAUAGAAGGGAGGGUAGAGGCAAGAAAGAAAAUACAAAAGGCAAAUACCAAUUUAAAAAGGUAAAGAAAAAGCUAACUGUAAAAUCAGAGUGUAGGUAUACAAGUAAUACUACUGCGAAAGGGGAAAUACCAAAACAUGUACAUAGAUGCGAGGCAAAAGAAAGAUAAAUAUAAGAAAUUAAAAUAAGAAAAAAAUGAAAGAUGGAAUGUAAAAGAAAUAAUGUUAAAAAGGGGGAAAGAAGAGGGUAAACUAAACGAAUCAGCUAUUACUAUAAACAAAUCAGGUGGCACGAUAAACAAAUCAGCUUUUGCCUUAAUUAUCACGUGUUUUAGCCAUCGGCAGGCUUAAUUGACACGUUAAUGACCCACUGAUAACGAUAACGAGCGACUGAUAAGGAAAAACACCCUCAUCCGGUUUUGUCCCGAUGGGCAACAUGACCCGCGAUAAGAUAAUUUUUUCUCUUUAUCUUUAUAGCCGAUAAAGAUAUUUCGUUACUAGUAUUGCUUUUUGGAAAUAUCGAUUGUUGGCGAUGGAAUGAAAAAAAUAUGGGUGCAGGUAGAAAAGAGGGUUGGGGGGGGCGGGUAAUUUUUGUUUGUUUGUUUGUUUGUAUUUCCAAUUCCCUAAUCUCAUUCAAAUAUAUAAUUAAGCGCCCAACAGUUCGUGGCAUCGUUAUUUGAGCAAGUGGCGUUGGCGGGAGGGGUGGGGGGGUGGGGGGUAUACAGGAGGAACGGGAAGCACGCCCUUGAUAUCGGUAAACAUAAUUUCUCAAUAUAAUUACACAUACACAUACAUACAUACAUACAUACAUACAUACACACACACACACACACACACACA
Messenger RNA from Penaeus chinensis, 2889 nucleotides. RefSeq names its product zinc transporter ZIP10-like. The transcript is spliced from 3 exons. Lineage: Eukaryota; Metazoa; Arthropoda; Malacostraca; Decapoda; Penaeidae. The coding region runs from base 836 to 1819 and encodes 327 amino acids. The record is from RefSeq and is a predicted model, not a curated record.